This is a messenger RNA of Mangifera indica (mango), 1671 nucleotides long. RefSeq names its product putative receptor-like protein kinase At3g47110. The transcript has 4 exons. Gene Ontology annotation, biological process: protein phosphorylation. NCBI's taxonomy places the organism in Eukaryota, Viridiplantae, Streptophyta, Magnoliopsida, Sapindales, Anacardiaceae. Gene Ontology annotation, molecular function: ATP binding; protein kinase activity; protein binding. The coding region runs from base 1 to 1671 and encodes 556 amino acids. The record is from RefSeq and is a predicted model, not a curated record.
AUGGCUACCUUGUCUAUGACAGCCAAAAAUUUAACAACUGAUCAAUCAGCCCUUCUUCAAUUCAAAGCACAUAUCACUUCUGAUCCUUACAAUGUGCUGGCGUAUAACUGGUCCAUUUCUAAUCCAAUUUGCAGCUGGGUUGGUAUUUCUUGUAAUGCUCGCCAUGAAAGAGUCAGAGUCUUGAACCUUUCAUUCAUGGAUCUCGGUGGUACCAUCUCUCCACACCUAGGCAAUCUCUCAUUCCUAGUGAAUCUCGAUCUUAGUUACAACAAUUUCCAUGGCCAUCUGCCAAAUGAACUGGGACAAUUACGCCGAUUGAGAGUCUUUUCUGUCGGUAAUAAUAGAAUAAGUGGAGUUAUUCCGGGGUUUAUCGGUCUCUUAUCCAAACUCCAAAUCCUGAACCUCGAAUAUAAUAAUUUCACAGGUACCAUCCCAGAUGUUCUCUUCAAUGUAACUACGCUAGAGGUCUUGUGGGCAAUCGACAAUAAUAUUCAAGGAAGCAUUUCACCAGAGAUUGCAAAGCUCACCAGGCUGAAAAUUUUCUAUAUGGCAAUUAACUUCCUCUCGGGCUCCAUACCUUGGAGUAGCAUCUUCAACAGUUCCUCGCUACAAUGGUUUAGUUUAACCUACAAUUUUUUGUCUGGCAGUCUGCCGGAUGGUCUCUGUAAUCGUCUUCCAAAACUUGAAUGGCUAAUUCUAUCUUAUAAUGGACUUUCUGGCAGUCUGCCGGAUGGUCUCUGUAAUCGUCUUCCAAAACUUGGGAAACUAAAGGCUCUAAUCUUGGAUUAUAAUCCACUGCAUGGCGUCAUACCACUUUCAAUCGGCAAUUUAUCUGAAACUCUUGAGAAUUUUUCUGCAAGCAACUGCAAGAUCAAUGGCAGCAUUCCUGCUGAGGUGGGUAACUUGCAUAGCUUGAUAAUUUUAGAUCUUUCGCAAAAUGACUUGAACGGAUUUAUUCCAACAACGAUGGGAAAUUUGCGGAAUCUCCAAGGAAUACAGAGUUUGAAGGUCUUGAGAAAACUAGAUUUGUCAAAAAAUCUCUUAUUUGAAGGAGCCAUACCCAGCACAUUUGGGGCAUUGAUAAGCUUGGUAUCCUUGGAUCUCCCUAACAAUAGUCUUUCAGGUGAAAUUCCCAAAUCAUUGGAGGCUCUCACCUAUCUCAAAAACUUUAAUGUCUCUAUAAAUAAUUCACAGGGGGAGAUUCCUAGCAAAGGUCCUUUCAAAAACUUUUCUACUCAAUCCUUCUUGUUAAAUCACACAUUGUGCGGUUUGCCAAGGCAAGGGGUUCCUUGUUGCAUUGUUGACACCAUCAAAAGAUCAAAAACACUGGUAAUGAAAUACAUUUUGCCUUCAGUUCUCCUAGUUUUAGUGACAGUGAUUGUAACCUUUCUCUUCAUCAAGUGUUAUUAUAGAAGAAAACAUUCUCCAGUUGACCAAGUUGAUUCAUUACCUUUAGCAACAUGGAGAAGAACAUCAUAUAUGGAAAUUCAACAAGCCACUGAUGAUUUUAGUGAGUGCAACUUGCUUAGUAUUGGUAGCUUUGGUUCAGUAUUCAAAGGGACACUUUCAGAUGGAACUAUAGUUGCAAUAAAGACCUUUAAUUUGCAAGAAGAGAGUGUCCUUGGAAGCUUUGAUUCUGAAUGUGAAGUAUUGCGCAACAUUCAUCAUUGA